AUGGGGUUGAGCAGUGAACAACUGGUUGAACAGGCACGCUGUAGGGACGCAGAGUUCCCCCCAACUCCAUGGCGGUGGAUCGACGGACCAGGGUUUCGUGUACCCUGGGAAGCAUCUAACCGAGUAGACAUGGAUGGGAUGGCUAGGUGGUGGAAGCUUGUGGACGCCGUCUGGGACUACGAUGUAUGGGGAUAUCCGCCCGCGUUCACACGGUUAUCGGAUGCGGUUGUCUCCAAGCUUCUCCUCAAGAAAUUGCCACGCAGAGGCCAAAUGAGGUUCGAGCGCGAACCGCAGGGUCCAGCGGUGUGGAUUGAGCGCAAGGGCCGAUACUACUAUCCCGAAAUUGGAGGGCGAUAUGUCCUGGGCGGGGAAAUAGCAAGAAUGAUGGAUUCUUGGUUCAUUGAGCCACCAUCGUAUGAUACCAGGAGGGAUUCGAUCUACUUUGGGCGUGUCGAGGUGCCCAACUGGGUAAAGGACCAAGGCGCCAUCAUCAUCUCGUCGCGGGGUGUUACGGGUCUGACAUUCGAUGAUGAGGACCGCGUCUCUUGGGAUGGCAUGUCGGUGACUCCAGUUAUUUGGACCAAGGAAUGGCCAAGUUGUGAUCCUAGUGUCGCUUAUGGUCCAGAUGAGGAACCAGAAGACGCUCAUGACUCCAAAAAGAUAAUCCACGUGAAAAAGGAGGAGGUUAAAAGGGAGGCCGUGAAAAAAGAGGUCAUGAAAAAAGAGAGAAUUGCCAUCAAGUCGGAGGCGGUAAAUGGAAGCCAGAGACUUCACCUUCCGCGUACGCCCAAGCGGAAACCAGAGUCCCAGGUCAACAGUCGCAGCAAACGUAGCAAAGCCACGUCGAGUGAUUUUAAAGAAGAGGACGCUCCGAUCAAGUCAGAGGCGGUAAAUGGAACCUCCGAACUUGACCUUAAGAAUGAACCUGCUACCAAUCCACCUAUCACCACCCCUCAGCAACAGUCUUCAGCACACAACCAGACUCCCCGUAUACUCAAGAGGGAACCAGAGUCCCACAUCGUCACCGGUCACAACAGACGUGGCAGAGCUAGGUCAAGUACCUUGAUCCAGGGCAGCAGGACUGAAUCAUGGGUGGAAAUGGCGUCCACGAUGAUCCGCCAGGCAGUCUCUGCGGACAGGGAACAUCAGGCGCUGAUUCGAAGUAUUCGCGAGGACGUCAAAUCUCUUCAAUCCAGAGUUGAUGCUUUGAAGGCGUCAGCACCGCUGCCUAAAGCUCUAGAGGAUGUCCGGAAACUCAUGGCUGAGCACGAAGACGACGAGCUGGGGACAGAGCAGAUCGCGAGAACGAUGCAAACCAUCCUGCAGAAGCUCCCUUCUUGA
Messenger RNA from Aspergillus pseudoviridinutans, 1341 nucleotides. RefSeq lists its product as uncharacterized. NCBI's taxonomy places the organism in Eukaryota, Fungi, Ascomycota, Eurotiomycetes, Eurotiales, Aspergillaceae. The transcript has 3 exons. Bases 1 to 1341 code for a protein of 446 amino acids. The record is from RefSeq and is a predicted model, not a curated record.